AUGCACGCAUUUGAUAACGACAAGAUUGUCAACAUCGAAUGGCUUCUCCAAUCCAUCAGCCAUGGGCGCCCUCUUCCAGAAGCAGAUUACACGUUGAGUAAUGCGAAAACAAUUCGAUUGAUGCAAAAAGAGGUCGGAAAAAGUAAUCAGAAAAAUGAGGACGAUGAUGAGCAAGUUUCAAAAAGCCUCAAGCGAGAUUUAUUCCUUGAAAGCUUGGCUUACAACGUCCCCUCGGAAGACCGAGCAGGCCAUACGGUUUGGGAAGAUGAUGGAGUAAUCUGGGACGCGAUAUUAUUCAAGGCCGAGUCUACUCAAAACUUGAUCAUUCGCCGUUUGCAGCUUAUUCAAAGCGGGAAGUCGGGCAAGUAUCAUACAUGGAGUCAUGAAAGAGUCAAUUCAGCCCUCACAGAAACCGAGAUAGCAGGCCUGGGAGACCUGGCAGAUGCCAAAGCUGUAUUCAAAAAGAAAUUUCGAACUGCGACUGGCCACGACUGGGAAAGCCGUCAUGAAGAACCAGAAAAGUCCAAAUUCGUAUUUCUCCUACGUCAGUACGAUCGUUCGAAGACAAAUUCACGAUUUCUUUCACCGGGCGUGAAGUCGGUGCUCGAACUAAUUGGAAAUACUGCACAAAAAUAUGCUACCUUCCGAGUCUGUGACAACUCGAAUAUCGCAAGAUAUGUCAGGAAUGUCAGGCACUGGCAUGCACAUCGGGUCAACUCCAUCCCGAGCAUAAAUCACGAUCAACUGCAGACCGGUGUUGCUCUCUUGAAACGAAUGAUGAAGAAGCCAGGUUAUGUUGAAGGACUGGCGUCCGACAAAGAUGUCUUCUCGGCCAUGACCAAAUGCUAUAAGGGUCUCGUAUCAAUGAUUAUGGACGGACGCUAUUCUGUUCAAGAUGUCGAGCAGCAAAUAGACAAGUUCAAGUUUUCAGGUCAUCAGACACCCAAAUCGCAUCUGCGGAAUGUACUGGUACUCACGUCCCCAACAUCGCGAGGCCUUGAAAAGAUAGAACAGCUAGAUAAAUCUGCAAGCGAGUACACAGUUUUAGCAAAUUACUUCAGCUUUUCAGCUAACGCUACACUUUCACCCGCCAACACGUCUAUCCAGCUUAUCAACAUAUUCUGCAUCGAACGCACGGGAGAGGCGACGCGAUACGGUGCAUGGAGGAAAAGCCAUUCGAGCCAAGCAAGAAGGCUCCUAUGGCACGGAUCACCUAACCAAAACUUUCGAGGCAUUUUGGCGGAAGGGCUUUGUGGAGGACUACAACAUUCCCAUAUCUAUCUCUCUGAGCUUGCGGGGGUUUCCAAAGAUUAUUGUCUAAAGGGGGGUGGUGGUCCCGAGGCGCUCAUGCUCCUCUGUGAAGUGGGUGGCCCAUUUAUUGCCCCAGAUAGAAGUCGAUGGCGUGAUGCUGGCCAUAUCAAUGGUGAUCUAGCAGGUGUCAAGAUGCUUAAUAUUGCUAUGGGACAGAAAAUCACCCCUUCCUUUAACUUUCAGUAUCAGCACUAUUUUGCCAACGAAUCUCAGGUUCGAAUGCGCUACCUAUUCCACUUCAAGUACAAUGACGAGUCUAUGGCCCAGUACUUUCCUCCAACGCCCGAGGGAUUAACGGUCGUGAACUCCAAGCAUCAAGAGGGUGUUCAAAUAUCGUAUAAAGAGCCAGGAAUCUGCGAAACCACACCAGGGGUCAGGUCGUACUCCGGCUAUGUUCAUUUACCUCCCGGUACACUGGAAGAUGUCGGCGUCGACCAAGAGUACCCCAUCAACACAUUUUUCUGGUUUUUCGAGGCACGCCAUAAUCCCAGAAAUGCGCCGCUGUCCAUUUGGAUGAACGGUGGACCUGGCUCGUCAUCCCUGAUCGGUCUAAUGCAGGAGAAUGGACCCUGUGUCGUCAAGUCCGAUUCUAAUUCGACCGAACUCAACCCCUGGUCCUGGAAUAACUACGUAAACAUGUUGUAUAUCGAUCAGCCCAAUCAAGUGGGAUUCAGCUAUGAUAUUCCCACUAAUGGCACCUUUGACCAAAUCAAGUCAGCUUGGAAUGUCUCGAAAUGGACACAUGGUGUUCCAAUACAGAAUAACACAUUCUAUGUCGGCACAACUACUAGUCAGAAUGGGAGUUUGACUGCGAAUAAUACGGAGAAUGCCGCUCGGUCGCUAUGGCACUUUGCGCAGACGUGGUUCUCCGAGUUUCCGGCGUACAAGCCACAUGAUGAUCGUGUCAGCAUCUGGACAGAGUCAUACGGCGGUCGCUAUGGUCCGUCGUUCGCGGCAUUUUUUCAAGAGCAAAAUGAGCGGAUCCAAAAUGGUACUAUCGGUUCCCCGGACGAGGCGCAUUAUAUUCACUUAGAUACGCUAGGGAUCGUCAAUGGGUGUAUCGAUUUACUUCUUCAGGAACCUAGCUAUCCGAAGAUGGCGUACAACAAUACCUACGGGGUGGAAGCUAUUAACAAAACUUUGUACGACCAAGCCAUGAAUGACUGGAGCCGUCCGGGGGGAUGCAAAGAUCUUAUCAUUGAAUGCCGUGCCCUUGCCGCAGAUGGCGAUCCCCAGAUGCAUGGGAACAAUGAAACAGUCAAUAAGGCAUGCAACCAGGCUUCCGAGUUCUGCAACAAGAAGGUUGAGGGUAUCUAUCCUGCAUACGCCCAGCGAGGAUACUACGAUAUAACCCACAAAGAUCCAGAUCCGUUCCCAGAGCCAUUUUAUUUUGGAUACCUCAGCCAAAAUUGGGUGCAGAGAGCGCUGGGUGUACCUAUCAAUUUUACCGAGUCAAUUAACAGUGUCAGCAGGGGAUUUGCAUCAACAGGUGACUACCCUCGCGCUGAUGUGCAUGGCUAUCUUCAUGAUAUUGCCUAUCUCCUAGACGCCGGUAUCAAAGUCUCGCUCAUAUACGGCGAUCGUGAUUAUGCCUGUAAUUGGAUUGGAGGCGAAGAUGUGAGUUUGCGCGUCGACUACUCCAAGGCUCCGGCUUUUCGAGCUGCUGGGUAUUCGCCUCUUCAGACAAACUCUUCGUAUGUCGGAGGUCAGGUUCGCCAGCACGGCAAUUUUUCAUUUGCUCGAGUCUAUCAAGCUGGGCAUGAAGUGCCUGCUUAUCAACCACAAACGGCCUAUGAACUCUUUCACCGUGCGCUCUUCAAUCGUGAUCUGGCGACGGGUAAGAUAAACACUGCUCACAAUUUGUCAUAUUCGACCAGUGGUCCUCAAUCGACUUGGCACAUUAAGAAUAAAAUUCUUGCAACUCCAGAUCCCGUAUGCUAUAUUCUCUCCUUGGAGGCUACAUGCUCCGAAGAUCAGAUUGCCAGCGUGCUCAAUAAUACGGCCGUGAUCAAGGACUAUAUUGUGAUGGAUGAUGGCUCUCAAACAUUCGAAAAAGAUCCGAUUUCAUUUACCAAUUACUAA
This is a messenger RNA of Penicillium angulare, 3393 nucleotides long. It is a transcript of the gene cp1, whose product is annotated as putative carboxypeptidase S1. Gene Ontology annotation, molecular function: serine-type carboxypeptidase activity; NAD+ poly-ADP-ribosyltransferase activity. Gene Ontology annotation, biological process: proteolysis. Gene Ontology annotation, cellular component: fungal-type vacuole. NCBI's taxonomy places the organism in Eukaryota, Fungi, Ascomycota, Eurotiomycetes, Eurotiales, Aspergillaceae. Bases 1 to 3393 code for a protein of 1130 amino acids. The transcript is spliced from 8 exons. The record is from RefSeq and is a predicted model, not a curated record.